Molecule: messenger RNA, 6933 nt
Organism: Labeo rohita (rohu)
Lineage: Eukaryota; Metazoa; Chordata; Actinopteri; Cypriniformes; Cyprinidae
Gene: map3k13
Product: mitogen-activated protein kinase kinase kinase 13
Exons: 15
Coding region: 272-3256 (994 amino acids)
Biological process (GO): JNK cascade; protein autophosphorylation
Molecular function (GO): JUN kinase kinase kinase activity; ATP binding
Source: RefSeq, a predicted model, not a curated record
GCACAGGUCGUCAGAGCAUGCGGAAGUGACGUGGGGGCUCACGAGACUCGCAUUAAACCGUCGGGAUUAGAUCGGAGGACAGUCGAGCGGAGCUCAGCCGAGUUAAACGGUGCAAAGAGAAGAAGAGAUACAUUGCGGUCGGUGGUAGAAGCAUCUUGGGAAAUGAGUGUCAACUUCUCUGGAGGUACAAACUGUGUGUCAUAAACCCCAGCAGAAUUCAUCUGUAAAGCCUCACCGCUCAUUUCCUGUUGGGUGAGGAGGGCGUCUGCCCAUGCACACGCACGGCACAAUGGGAAGCUCCCCAGAGGUGCUGUCCUGGACGUCCUGUCCCAGCCUGCUGGUGGGGAAGCUGAAGGAGGAGCUGAAGCUCACGGUCGCCGGUGACUCCGUGAAGAAAACCAACAGUAACAUUUCUCCACAAGCGCUGCUUCCACCGGCGCCUCCUCCACCACAGAUCAUCGCAGACCUGGCUCCACCCACCACCCUUCCCAUGCCGUUACAACAGCUACAGCUCCCCUGCAGGGACGAGGAGCUGGGCGGCACCAGCCCUCCGUGCACAGCCCUCAGCGAGGACUCGACGCGGGAGCAGGGACACUUCGACAACAGCGUGCUGCAGCUGCAGGAGCACGAGGAGGUCGAGACGCCAGGGUCCUGUGGUCAGGGAGGCUGCGGAAGUGGUGGGGAGGAGAAAAAUGAGGAGGGUGGGUGCCCGAUGGACCACAGUGGGGACGACACACACCACCAUCCUCAUGACGACAUCAAACUGCACUUUCAUAGAGCCGGGACGGGCAGUGGCGGAUUCCUGGAGGGGCUGUUCGGAUGUUUGAGACCCGUAUGGAAUAUUAUCGGGAAAACGUACUCGACCGAGUACAAACUUCAGCAGCAAGUAGACAUGUGGGAGGUGCCGUUUGAGGAGAUCUCUGAGCUGCAGUGGUUGGGCAGCGGAGCUCAGGGCGCCGUGUUCCUCGGGAAGUUCCGCUCCGAAGAAGUUGCCAUCAAGAAAGUCAGAGAACAGAAGGAGACGGAUAUCAAACACUUGCGCAAGCUGAAGCACCCCAAUAUCAUCAGCUUCAAGGGUGUUUGCACGCAGGCCCCGUGUUACUGCAUCAUCAUGGAGUAUUGUGCUCAAGGGCAGCUCUACGAGGUUCUCAGGGCCGGUCGUAAGAUCACGCCGCGGCUGCUGGUGGAUUGGGCCUCAGGGAUUGCCAGUGGCAUGAACUACCUGCACCUCCACAAGAUCAUCCACAGAGACCUCAAGUCACCAAAUGUGCUAGUCACUCAAAAUGACAACGUGAAGAUCUCAGACUUUGGAACAUCUAAGGAGCUCAGUGACAAGAGUACAAAGAUGUCAUUUGCGGGUACGGUGGCCUGGAUGGCUCCCGAAGUGAUCCGGAAUGAGCCGGUGUCAGAGAAAGUAGACAUCUGGUCAUUUGGUGUGGUAUUAUGGGAGCUGCUGACCGGUGAAAUCCCUUAUAAAGAUGUGGAUUCAUCUGCUAUUAUCUGGGGUGUGGGGAGUAACAGCCUCCAUCUGCCUGUGCCGUCCACCUGUCCCGACGGCUUCAAGAUCCUCAUGAAACAGACCUGGCAAGGUAAACCUAGAAACCGCCCGUCCUUCAGGCAGAUCCUUCUUCAUCUGGAUAUCGCCUCGUCUGACGUUCUCGGGACGCCACAGGAAACCUACUUCAAAUCUCAGGCGGAGUGGAGAGAGGAGGUGAAGAAGCAUUUUGAGAAGAUCAAGAGUGAAGGCACCUGCAUCCAUCGACUGGACGAGGAGCUCAUUCGACGCAGAAGAGACGAGCUCAGACACGCUCUGGAUAUCCGAGAGCAUUACGAGAGGAAACUGGAGCGAGCCAAUAACCUUUACAUGGAGCUCAGUGCUAUCAUGCUGCAGCUGGAAGUGCGAGAGAAAGAGCUGCUCAAGAGGGAGCAGGCCGUGGAGAAGAAGUAUCCCGGCACGUACAAACGACACCUGGUUCGACCCAUCGUACGGCCCAACGCUGUUGAGAAGCUCAUUAAGAAAAAGAGCAGCAUGAACCAUAAGCCCGGGACACAACAGCCAAAGAGACCGGAUCUGCUGCGCUCCGAUGGCAUUCCCAGCGUCGAGCCUCUCCCCGCUCCGUCCCCGCUGUCAGGAAGCCCAAAAGUGUCCACCCCGCCUGGGAAAACUCGCUACCGCAGUAAACCCCGUCACCGGAGGGCCAACAGCAAAGGAAGUCACAGUGAGUUCCCAGGAGCCCUCAAGUCCAACUCGGUCCCGUCGGAGGAGCAGCAACCCCUACAGGAGCAAAGCUACCAUCACCAUCAUCAUCCUCCGCCCGAGGGGCCGCUGUUACCAGUGCAGAAUCGUGAAAACGCAGUAGCCACCUGCGCCAACAACCUGCGAUACUUCGGCCCAGCCGCUGCUCUCCGUAGCCCACAAACCGACCACCUCCAGCGGAGGCUGUCAGGCUCCAGUCCCGAUCUCAUUUCUACCGCCGUGGACGCAGAUUCGCGCCACCGCAGGUCCUCUAUACCUCCGUCCGCGGGCUCCGGUCCGGGGCCGCUGUGUCCCUGCUGCCAGGCGCAUCCGUUCCCCGGCUGCAUGCACUGCCAGGAGACGCCGGCCGCUCCCAGCCACCCCGAACUCCCGCAUUACUCGCUGCUGAGCACGUGCGAAGGGACGCCACCCGCCGUCAAGAGGGCGAUGGACCCCACGGCCGAGGGCGAAGGAAAGGGAGAGCAGCCGGAGCAGAGAUCUCAGAGAAGAAGCUCAUCCAGCGGCCUGCUGCACUCGCUCAGACCCCUGAGAACCGCGGGAGACGAGUCGUCUGAGGAAGAGGAAGGAGAGGUUGACAGUGAGGUGGAGUUUCCACGCAGACAGCGGCCUCAUCGCUGUAUGAGCAGCUUUCAGUCGUACUCCACCUUCAGUUCGGAAAACCUGUCGGUGUCUGACGGCGAGGAGGGAAACACCAGCGAUCACUCGCACAGCGGCCCGCUGGAGCAGCUCAGCGCCAGUCAGGAGGAGCAUCUGGACGAGCUCCUGUCCCACACGCCUGAGAUCCCCAUUGACAUCUCCACGCAGUCCGACGGCCUGUCCGAUAAAGAGUGCGCCGUCCGCCGGGUCAAGACCCAGAUCUCUCUGGGCAAAUUGUGUGCUGAUGAGCACAGCUAUGAGAAUCCUCUGCAUUUCAGAGACUCUGACUGCGACACGUCGGACGCGGAAUGCUCCGACGCCACCAUCAGGAACAAACAGCCCUGCGCACCUUCAUCCUGGUGAGCGCGAGCCAUCGGAGGAAACACGGCAAUAAACCACGCCUGCUGUAAACAGCCAUGACCCGUCUGAUCAGCCCUUCCCAUAAUCCACCUCUCUCUCUGAGCAUCUCAGGCAGAUUCCUCUGAAGUGAUAAUGUAGCUAGAGUAACACGCAUAAUUUAUUUUAUUACGAGCUGGAGGAAACGCAAAAACAAAAAUCAGGAACUCGAAUAACGACAACAACGGAGCAUAAAUUCAGAGUAUUAGCGCUGAAGUGUUCAAAGCAACUCAAAACUAGUUAGCUAGCUAGUUAGACCAUGAUUGAAGUCUGCAAGAAUGUGUGUAUAUAUGUCCGUAGGUUCGUGAGCGAAAGUGUUAAGUGCGUAGCUUGAGGAUCCAUUCCACGACGGGACCACAGACACACGGGACGCCACGAAUGACGCGUGUCUCUGGCCACCUGCUACUUCCUGAGUUUACAGAAACGACGCCCCUUCAGGGUAACUUUAGUUUGAGCACCAGCAGGAACGAUGUCCUUCCUUGUUUCUUUUGCCCUUUUUGACUUCCAAGACGUGUGGAAAUAUCCCAGCAUGCCUGCUUGGUCGGCAUUUGAUCAGCCAAUCAGACUGCUGCUGCUGCUGCUCGCCUCUACGGACGAAUAGGAAGUCAAAGAACAACUGCUCUAGCGGAACGACGUCUAUAACGAUCAAAUCAGUGUUUGAAACAAAACCCGAGCAGCUUUUUUCUCAUCUCAGGACUGUGUUUGAAGAGACGCUGCGGACGGCCGGAGGAGAGCGGGACGCUUGGCGUGCGAAAGUAUGACAUCAACCCGAAAGAGUUUCUUUUCUUACGUCAUCUUUAUAUUGACGUGACGACGCUGGUCAAAAGAUUGGAAUGAUAAAGAUUUUUGAUAAAAAGUCUCUUCUGCUCACCAAGGCUGCAUUUACUUGAUCAAAAAUACAGUAAAAUCAGUUAAAUUGUGAAAUAUUAUUAUAAUUUAAAACAACUGUGUUUUAUGUGAAUAUAUGUCAAAAUGUAUCCGUUAGAUUUCUUCUUCCAUUUCUUCCGCUCUUUAGUCUAUGGCCGUCCAUAGAACCGCUUGUGGGACAGUUAUGUAAUUUGGCACACUGAUAGAGGACAGUCUCAACAUUAACCAUAGCAAGUUUGGAGUCUCUAACUCAAACUACAUUCUAGAAGGAAUGAUUUUUUCCACUGAUUCCUUGGCUCAUGCCGAUUCGAAUGAAGGUUUUGUUUUUGCGCUAAUUAUUAAUAGUUCAUAAAUCGUACUUUUUCGAACUCGUCCUAGAUGGUUUGUCUGAGUUUUCACCGAAUUUGGCUCACGCCAAUUCGAAUUAACGUCAAAAUGUAAAAAUUGUAAGGUUUUUUCAUUAUUAUUAAUAGUUCAUAAAACAUACUUUUUCAAACUCAUCCUAGACACUUGGUCUAAUUUUCACCAAAUUUGGCUCAAUCAUCUUCAGAUCAUGAUGGCAAUAAGUUGCAGGAAGAAAGUUGAUUACUUAAACGUUCUCAAAUAACGCACAAACGAAUUUGGCAAAGAGCCCGCAAAAAUGGAUGUGAGGCUAUAUCUCUGCAAUGGUUUGCCGUAUUGAGACCAAACUUGGUGUGCAUUAUAAGAAGCAUGACCUGAGGCUACCUGCACAGUUUCUGCACAGCGCCACCUAGUGGUGAUAUGAAAAAUGGCUAUUUUUGCUUAUAACUUCUGAAUGGUUUGGCCAAAAAUCACAAAACCGUAUCAGCACAUCGUUAUGAAAAUCCGUAUACAUGUUCAACGCCAUGAUCUGACAGUCCUCAAAAAGUCUGGGGUGGCAAAAAGUUAUAAAGAAAUUUAAAAAAAUGCUAAUAACAUUUAAUUAAAUUGGCCUAUUGUAAACAUGGCAUGCCACUCCAUUUUGCCUCUGAUUGUGCUUGGCCCAUUAAUUGUUGCUUGCAGCUAUUUUUUAUUCCUGUGAUCAAAGCUGAAGUUUCAGCAUCAUUACUCCAGUCUUUAGUGUCACAUGAUCCUUCAGAAAUCAUUUUAAUAUGCUGAUUUGCUGCUUAAUUAUUACUGGUGCUCAAUUUUAAUAAGAGUUGUUAUCAUUAUCAAUAUUGAACACUGUUUUUACUGCUUAUUACUUUUGUGGAAACAUUUAUUUAAAACAACAAAUGUUGCAAUCUUUUUGUAACAAAUAUCUUUACUAUCAGUUUUCAUCAAUUUAAUACAUCUUUGCUGAAUAAAAGUAUUAAUUUCUUCUUUUUUAACUUGAAAUAAAGCAGCACAAUUGUUUUUAACAUUGAUAAUGAUCAGAAAUAUUUUUCGAGCAACAAAUCAGCAUAUUAGAAGGAUUUCUGAAGGAUCAUAUGACACUGAAGACAAGUAAUGAUGCUGAAAAUUCAGAUUUGAUCACUUGAAUAAAUUACAUUUUACAAUAUAUUCACAUUGAAAGCAGUUGUUUUAUAUUGCAAUAAUAUUUCACAAUUUUUAGUGUACUUAUAAUCAAAUUAAAAUAGGCUUGGUGAGCAUUAGAGACUUUUUCUAAACAAUAAAAAAUGUAAUUUUCCAGUCUUUUGAGCAGUAGUGAUGAUGUUCUGGAGAUGCAGUGUCCCUUUAGAGUAAAAGGGAUCGUUUACCCCCAAAAAACACUGUAAAAUUCAUGUUGUUCCAAACCUGUUUGACUUUUGCUCUUCCAUGCAACCUGUAAAGCUCCAAAAUGACCAAAAAAAUCACCAUAGAAGUAUCAUAAAAUUACGCCUGUGUUCCAUGCAACAAAGUCACAGAGGUUUAGAGCACACAUGAUGACAGAAUUGUGUUUUUUGGUAAAAUGAUCCCAUCUGUAACGUGUACGGUGUGGUUCUGCCGGUGUUUGUGUGUUCGUAGCGUGCCGUUCACGGAGACCGCAGAAGCACAGACCUUUAAACGAGCCUCGUUUGUUUAAGGGUCGCGGGUGAAUCAGCAAUAACGUCGGUUUUGCGCUCAGGCUAUUGAGAAUCAUUCGCUCAGGAUGACUGUCUAGCGGGCUGGACAGACGUGAGAAGGCGUAAAGGCGAGUCGGAAACUAAAGUGCUUUGUAAAAGACCUCUAUUUUUGCAGAUUUGAGUUCGUUAUUUUUACACGUCGGAGUUUUUUUGAGUAAAAAAGAAAAAGGCAAGAAAAAGAAAUGGAUUUCCGUGCUUUUUGCUGGUUUAAUGCUCAGGUUCAAUGCUUUAUAGUGCAAAAGAGUCUCCGCUAGGGAAAAAAAAACAAAACGCUUUGUUUGUCUCUUCCGCUGCAUUUAAAUCCCAAACCGGAUGAAAUUGCAGUGUGAACGUACUGUAGUCCGUGUGUAAAUUCUUCCUCGCAAAUGUGUUUUUAUUUGUCGUUUCCUUGCGAAAGGGACACUGCAUCGUCCGGCAUGUCUAUAUUUAAUUGUUGCAUUCAUAUUUACCCUGUGUUUAGAUAUUUAGAUGUUAUAGUACUAGUUAAAAUGCCUCGUUCAUCAUCAGUAAAUGCAGCCGGAUGUGUUUCUGAACCGGAUACGGCAUGUGAAAUCAACUGUGAAUGGUAUUAUUAUUUUCCGACAUCUUACUAAAAGAAGCCUGCGCUAAAACUUCAGUAUCACUGAAUUUGUGAGAAAUGCUGUGAGUUUGCAGCAAAUGAACAAAGCAGAGGCCACUGGAAACAAACUUUAGGUCAACAUGAAACCAAAAUUGAUUCUUUUUAACCCUUAA